Molecule: messenger RNA, 3578 nt
Organism: Xenia sp. Carnegie-2017
Lineage: Eukaryota; Metazoa; Cnidaria; Anthozoa; Malacalcyonacea; Xeniidae
Product: progesterone-induced-blocking factor 1-like
Biological process (GO): cilium assembly
Cellular component (GO): centriolar satellite
Source: RefSeq, a predicted model, not a curated record
UUUACCCACAAUUACCCAUUUCAAAGGUUGAAGGGGGGCUCAUCCCCUCCAACCUUUGCAUAAAAAAGAACUGCCACAAAAUGCACACCAUUCUGUCAUCAUGAAAAACAAACAUUUCUCUGUUGUCUUAGUGUGGCAGCAUUGCAACAACUAAUUUGAAAUCAUAUACCACCUAUUUAGUUCACUCUCUUUAAGAAGCUAACACUCCUGAUAUGCAAAACAUAUUUCAUGUAUUGAUGGUAUUAUAAAAGACCCGACACGAAUAUGGUAAUGUUAAUACACCAAAAAUAACUCCAUUAUUAUCCAUUGACAAUUUUAUGUAGUACAAAAUAAAACAUACUCCGAAUAAAAAGUUCAUGUUUAACUCAAUAUGUGAGAAGGAAACAAGACAAUUUUUAUUUGAAUAGUUAUAUUUCGAAAUUUUUACAAAUUCAUGAAACCAGUUGUACUUGAUACCAACCCACAGUGUCACAGGAUGGUUACUUGUUGAACGUCGAAGUUGUCGACAAAGAUUCAAAAUGGCAGAUCCUUCUUUAGGCGCGCAAUUCAAUAUUUGUGCUUAGUUGGUAUGGUACCUUUGGUGUUUAGUUCUUUUCAAAAUGGCUAAUUCUGUAUUGUCAUCGACAGUUACAACAAACGUUGACUGCACCUUAAACGAAUCAACUCUGUGUUCAGAUGAAUCUGGUGGAGUUUUGUCGUCUUUCUCAACUUCUGCAUUAUCUACAACUGUUGAUACAUCUGAUGACAGCAAGGUGAUCGGACAUAUGAUUGAGAAGAAACAACUUUUACAUGAUAUGGAUCGCUUGCGAAUAGAGCUUAGUCAUAAAACCUUGCAACUUGACAGCUACAAAGCUGAACUUAUGAAUAAAAUAGAUGAUUUGGAAGAGAAACUUUCCGAUGCGACCUAUUCCAAGCAAAUAUUGAAAGCAAGACUUGAAUCGCAACUUAAACUUAAAGAAGACGAAGCUAACGCUCAGAAAAAGAAAUUAAACGAUGAAUUGGAUGAAAUAAAAAAACGUCAAAAACAGCUUGAGAAAGAAAACGCCACGCUACUUGGCAAGACUGAAUGUUUUAGAUCAAAUCUUUUUCGCGAUAAUCUUACGGAAGAAGAGUACCUAGAGUUGAAGUCACGGGAUGAGAAUUUAUUGUCAUUACAAGAGUAUACCUCUUUACGACUCCAUGAAGCAACACAGAUGCUGAAAGUACAAUGUGAAAGUUUGCAAAAAGUUGACUCUUUGUCACAGGAAUUGUCCGUACGGGAUGAAGAGAUUGCUGUUUCCCAAAUGGAAAUGGAAAAAGAGAGACAAGCUCGUUCUGAACAAGAAUUUAUGACCCAGAAAUUGAUGAUAAAAGUUGAAGAACUGCAAUCUCAUUUGAGCAAUAAAGACUUUAAAUCAGAGCAUUUUGAUGAAGUACUUUGUGAUCGCCACGAUAUAGAGAAAGAAGUUAUGCAGUUAAGAAAAGAAAAUGUCAACCUAGAAGCUCUCCUCAAUAAUAAAACGGAUGAGAAUGUUGAAAUUCAGAAAGAGAUGCAGGAACGCAAGCAAACUUUAGCAUUGUUAAAACAAGACAAGGAAUAUUUAAACAUGCAAAUGACUGAAGCUACUACAAAAAGUAAAGUUCUUGAAGGACAAGUUACUGUACUCACUCAAGAAGUGGAAAAAAUAAAAAAAGACAGAGAGGAUUUGUAUGAAAAAUAUAUAUCUGUCAGAGAGAAAUAUAAAUCUGAAUAUGAAAUGAAGUUGAGAGACGAACUUCAUUUACUCACAAAUAAAACCAACAGUGAAUUGGAAAAAAUUAAAAACAACGCCAAAGAAAUGUAUGAGAGGGAAAACAGAAGCUUAAGAGAGACUCGAGACAACGCUCUUGCUGAGAAAGACAGAGCUGUCAAUACAGAGAAAAAUACGAUGUCAAAAUAUGAGCAAGUUUCUCAGGAGUAUAGAGACCUGCUUACUUCAUCAGAUAGCAGAAUGACAGAAAUUCUUAGUAAUCUGAAAUUUAAACAAUUUGAGUUGGAUCGUUUACAAGUUUUGCAUGAAGAAACGACGCAAAAUUUAAAACAAGCGAACAUUGAUAUCACAUUAUAUCAAGAAAAAUUACAGGUUUUGAAUAAAGAGUUCUAUGCUCUGCAGGCCUCUACAGAUAAAAAAAUAAACGAACUCCAGAUUUCAAACACCGAUGCUUUAAAGAAACUUUCAAUUUAUGAGAAAUUAGAGCAAGAGUUAGACGACGUCAUUUUACAGGCUGCUCAAUUGGAAAGUGAAGUCGACAGAGAAAGAGUGAUGUUUUCAUAUGGUUAUGGUGCUAAUGUACCAAGCACCAGUAAGAGAAGAAUGCAACAAAGUAUUCAUUUGGCUCGACGUGUAUUGAAAUUGGAGAAAGCAAACACAGGUUUACAAGGUGAACUUGAAGCAGAAAAAAAGAAAAAGAACGAACUUUUACAAGAGUUAUCUAACACGACAAACAUAUUGAACGAAGCUCAACAACCUUAUAAUUAUUUGAUUGAAAGUAUUCGAGUCAGAGAUUUGCAAAUAGAAUCUUUAAAAGAUAACAACGCUUUGUUGGAGGAAGACGUUAGGAAACUUCAAAAAGAGCGAAAUGAUCUUGCUGAAAGUAAAAACAAGAUUACUGCCGAUCUUGAAAGGUUGUUAAAUCAACGCGAGGAGUUGGGCGCAAUAAAGAAUGUGGUGAUGAAGUUAAAAUCUGGUGGAAUGAAACGAUCUGACAUAUCUGAGCGAAAAACCACCACAGAAAAUGGAACGUCAAGUUAUGAUUUUGCCAAUAGCAUGCCCUCAUCGACGAUGUUUACAAAACAUGAAAAUCCCGUGUGGUACGAUAAACUAAAACAAAAGCACUCAAAACGAGGUGGUUGAGUAGAGAAGAAUAUGAAAGACAAUUUCUCACAAAUUGUGGCGUUGUUUAACAACCGUUUAGGCUAAAGACAGCCUUUCCCUGCAGAGAGACUUUAGGUGAUUUACUGCACGAAGCGUGUUUUUCAACAGUUCCCAAGUUCUCCUAAUCACAUGAAGCAAACGGUUUUUACAGCUUAGGAUGUAAGAAAUGUUACUAAGUUACUAAAAUGACAGACAGAGCAAAUUUUAUAUUUCAAAUAUGUAUUUCAAAGAAUACACAUUCAUAUUUUCAUUUAACUUUCAAAGAGGGAAAUAAAAAAUUUUAUUAAGCUGAGUUAUUUGUAAAAGAAUGAGCAAGAUGUUUCUUUCGUGACACGAUCAUAGCAAGUCAGAGCAAUGACCUUACACCAAAUAAUCGUUACACAGUGACGUAGUAGACUGUUUGCAAGUUUUGUCGUGACGUAGUAGACUGUUUGCAAAUUUUGUCGUGAUGUGCAAAUAUUUCAAAUGUAAGAACAAUAAAUUUUAAUGACUGCCACUGUCAUGACGUGCCCUACACCAUUAAUGUCGAGUGUCAUUGUUGAUAAAGAUGAAUGAGAGUUAAAACCGAGGACUUUAUAUAUUUGCUUCUUGUUUUUUAAUACGUUUCAUACUUUAUGUAGCUAACUUCGAAAUAUUCAUUUUAAGUAACAUUUAAAAUAAUAGAAAAAUGGUUAGGAAAAUCAA